AAAUCGUGCAUUCACAAUAAGCUCGAUUUCACCCUUCUCGCUACUCUUUUUCCACCCCUCGCCUUCCACCGAGUCCCAAUCCGCCGAGGCCUCUGAUUAUGGCCCUCAAGACUCCGGACUGCAUCGAAUUUGUUCAAGCCCCUGACGAAGACAAAAAUUAUUGUAUCGUUGAACGCCGCUAUGCAUUGAAUUGAUUAAUUUAUAGAACAAAUGCUGAACGCAUUAAAGGUCGACUGACGUCAUCAGGGUUUCUAUUGUUUUCCAUGAAAUUUCUCGGUGACAUAUGGAAUGCCUUGUGAAAUUCCGGCGCAGGAACGCUUUGACAAUAAGACUCCGACAGUUUGUAUUUAGAUAUCUAAUCCGAGUCCUCCGGAGCACUAGAUUCAAGGUAAAUGUCGAGUUUAAAAGGGAGCACCAUAAAACGACAGAUAUCCAGGCUGCUCCGCGUCGUACUAAAUAUCUUUUGAACUCACUGUUCUUCACAUCCUCCCGAAAUUUCUCUUAUGGAUUCCUUUGCCACCCUCGCCAUCUUCUUCGCCUCCGUCUCCGGCUCCAGUGAUAUCCCAACCAAUGCCGAUGACGGUGGCAGCGGGAACAACGCGUACUGCGUCGUUGCUUGAGAGUUUUAUCCGUCCACAAUGCGGGAUAACGACUCAUCAUUCAAUGACUCGUUCAAUGAUUUCAAUCAUCACACCUCAUUCACCUCAGCCAUCGUUCACACAACAAACACUUUGAUUCAUUCGGGAUUCAACUUUUGAUUUCUUAUUUGACGUUGGAA
Molecule: messenger RNA, 778 nt
Organism: Laccaria bicolor S238N-H82
Lineage: Eukaryota; Fungi; Basidiomycota; Agaricomycetes; Agaricales; Hydnangiaceae
Exons: 5
Coding region: 284-559 (91 amino acids)
Source: RefSeq, a predicted model, not a curated record